Messenger RNA from Microcebus murinus (gray mouse lemur), 4656 nucleotides. The record is from RefSeq and is a predicted model, not a curated record. NCBI's taxonomy places the organism in Eukaryota, Metazoa, Chordata, Mammalia, Primates, Cheirogaleidae.
UCUAGGAAACUCUGAAACUCACCAUCUUUUUUUUUUUUUUAGAGCUUUCAGUAUUUAAUUGCACUAUUUUUGUCAUCAUGGCUUUGCUCUGUCACAUAUUUAUAAUUUAUCAUGUAGCUAUUUCAUUAUGUAGUAUUGGUUUAAAACUACAUAAGUGCUUUAAGAAAUAAGAUAACUGUGUGUUUAGCGUUAAUAAAUAAUAUAUUAAAGAGUAAUUAUUUGGUGUGUGUGCCUGAGAUUGGAAAUUGCUAUAAGCACAUCAAGUUUUUAUUUAGCCCUGGUGCUAUCUCACCCUUAAUUAUAUAAUAAAUAAUGUAUGUCUUGUUGGUAACACUUGUUUUUCAAUCUUUUAUGUAGAACAUUAGAAGGAAAAACAUCUUCACCUUCAUUCUGGUGAUUUUCUGAACUCAUGGCAUCUGUAUGAAGAAGUGAAUAGAGACCCAAAUGUUCACCUCUUAUUUCUUAAACUAACUCAGAGGAGAUUUGUUGUGAUUGACAGAGUGAGACUUCUCCAGAGUUUUACUUUUAGGAAAUAGACCUGAUCCGCUUCCAACUGAUCCUUUCUUAUCAAUCUAGUAAUGAAAGCAAUGCUGGAAGGAGGAUUGUUUGCAGUAUAGCUCAGCCUUUUAUUGUUGGGUUAAGCCCCCAGAAAUGGUGAGCUGGAAGGGAGAAAUUUUUACUUACCCUUUCAUGUUCAUUCUAAUAAUCAUUCAGAACAAUAGAAAGGUAGGGUAUAUUUCAUUUGCUUAUUAAAUGCUCAGAUAGGCCCUGGAUUGGAGAUAUUCUUUUGGAUGGUUCUUCUGAAAAUGUGUCUAGGCUUCUCAAUUCUAAUUUAAUUCAUAAUAAGAAAUGUUUUGUGUUCUGUAUGCCAUUUGGUAGUUAUUUCUUUUCAGGUUAAAUGAUAUUGAAUUUAGUCUGUGCAUAACUAUACAUCCUUUUCAUUAGCUACCUUUGUAUUUCUUUCUAGUAUAAAAUAUCCUUAAAGUCAAAGGAUGCAUCAUUGGUUAAAAAAUCUUUUUUAGAAAGAGGAUUGAGUAAAUGUGGAUAUGAAAGUCAGAGGUUUGACAUUGAUUGCUUGAAAGUACUAGGAUUUUUUUUUUUCCUAUGUAAUAGUUGGAAAUAUUUGGGCAAGAGACAGGCCAACUAAUAGGUAUGUUUCAACAUUGAUUUGACUUUGAGACUGUGCCAUUGGGAGAUGGGACUUUUUGUAACUUCUGUACCCAUUAAUUCCUAGGUUGUGUUUUUAAAUUCUAAUCUGAAUUGGACAAGCGUUUACUGUCUAAUGAUGUGCAUGAUACUUUUGAAAUACAAAAAGUCUUCUAAGGGUUGUUUAUUUCUCUUAGAAAACAUCACAAUCGUGCCAUUUCAUUUUCCUCAGAAGUUACAUGUCUGCAUUUGGGGCAGCAAAGCCAGGACUCUAUUUGAAAAAAAUGCUGCCCCGAUUUUGCAUUUAUCUGGCAUGGAUGUGACUAUCAUUAAGACAGAUUAUGAGGGACAAGCCAAGAAACUCCUGGAAUUGAUGGAAAGCACAGAUGUGAUCAUUGUUGCUGGAGGGGAUGGAACCCUGCAGGAGGUUGUUACCGGAGUUCUUCAAAGAACAGAUGAGGCUACCUUCAGUAAGAUUCCCAUUGGAUUUAUCCCACUGGGACAGACCAGUAGUUUGAGUCAUACCCUCUUUGCCGAAAGUGGAAACAAAGUCCAGCAUAUUACAGAUGCUGCACUUGCCAUUGUGAAAGGAGAGACUGUUCCACUUGAUGUCUUGCAGAUCAAGGGUGAAAAGGAACAACCUGUGUUUGCAAUGACUGGCCUUCGAUGGGGAUCCUUCAGAGAUGCUGGCGUCAGAGUUAGCAAUUACUGGUAUCUUGGGCCUCUAAAAACCAAAGCAGCCCACUUUUUCAGCACUCUUAAGGAGUGGCCUCAGACUCAUCAAGCCUCUAUCUCGUACACGGGACCUACAGAGAGAUCUCCCAGUGAACCAGAAGAGACCUCUCCCCGGCCUUCCUUGUAUAGGAGAAUAUUACGAAGGCUGGCAUCGUUCUGGGCACAACCACAGGAUGCCCCCUCUCAAGAGGUGAGCCCAGAGGUCUGGAAAGAAGUGCAGCUGUCAACUAUUGAACUGUCCAUCACAACACGGAACAGUCAGCUUGACCUGACAAGUAAAGAAGACUUUAUGAACAUUUGCAUUGAGCCUGAUGCUGUCAGCAAAGGAGACUUUAUAACUAUAGGAAGUAAAAAGGUGAGAGACCCCAAGCUGCAUGCCGAGGGCACCACGUGUCUCCAGGCCAGCCAGUGUGCCUUGCUUCUGCCUGAGGGAACAGGGGGCUCUUUCAGCAUUGACAGUGAGGAGUAUGAAGCGAUGCCUGUGGAGGUGAAGCUGCUCCCCAGAAAGCUGCAGUUCUUCUGUGACCCUAGGAAGAGGGAGCAGGGGCUGCAGAGCACAGCCCAGUGAGCAGGUGCUCCGAGGCCGCACUUCAGGCCACCAGUGGGACCAAAAGGGAACAGGUGCCUCAGCUGUCCCAGCAGUGCUGUCAGAGGAUCCCAAGGGCAUUUUCGUGGCAAGUACCCCUCCGCCUCCCUCCAGCAGUGCUUCAAGGUGUACUCUGCUACCGCUUGACACUCAGCUUCUGCUAGAGCAUGCUUUUAUUUUGGUGUUAACAGUCAACCCUCCUAAAUACUGGUUUUCCUCAGGCUGGUUCAAGUAGUUCUCACAUUCAUUGGAUGGAAAAGGGCUUUCUUUUGUUUUGUCCCCAAGUGCAACCACAGUGGAGAGCAGGCUCCUCAGACUGUGCUCCCCGGUUCCUGCUCUGUUAAACUGUCCAGGGAUUCCAGGGGCAGUGCCGCCUUUCCCUGGCUACCCUUUCCUAUUCCUACGCUCCUCCGGGGGUGCUGCUACUUUGUGAGCUCGGUUCUUGUUAGCUUUCAUUUGAGUUCUGUCCUCAAUCCAGAAACAUGUGAGGUGGUUUCCCUCUUCAGCCAUGGCUAAGAUACUAUAAAAUGCUAGUUUGCAUGAGAACCACGUGGGGUGCAUGUUGAAAACUGAUUUACUUGGGGCCUACCCCAAACUUGGUAACUCAAUUUGGGGAUGGGGCCUUAAAAACUGGCCAUUCUUCCUAAGGAGAUUCUAUAAGUGGUCCCUCAACCUUAUGUGGAAAAAGUGUUUUACAGCAGUCGCCCCUAAACUAUUCUGCUCAUGUACCUCCAAAGUAUUUUGAAAAAUCAUGUAUUUCCUCACACAUCUAAGUUAAAAUUUUUCAUGGGAAGUUAAUAGUUGCCAAAGUAUGUACUUUCUGGCGUCAUGUAAAUAUUAUUUUAAAAUAACUGUUAUAUCACUUUUAAACAUAUCCAGUAUAAUUUAGAUACCAUACUAAUUUGACACCCUUCAUUCAUAUAUAAAAAUAAAUGAACUAGUCCUUUAGUAGAAAAUUUUAAAUUGGCUUUUCUAUGAUUUCCUUCCCACAUUCAGCAAAGAAUCAUAAUGAUAUAUUUUUAUGCUUGACAUCUAAAUACAGAACAAAUGUUAUCGUUAUUGGUAUACAAUUGGUGAAAACAAUAUUAACAUGAUUUUUUGAUCAUUAAAAAUUAACAGAAUGUUCUUGGAUAAAUUAGGAUAAAUACAUGAAUGUUGCUUAUAGCUGACAUGGGGUUCGACAUCAAUUAUAUUCCUUGUUUCAUUUCUUUAUCGAUGUAAGCACAUAAAUAAGUAGAUAGGAACAGAAAAAACAGUGUCUUGGAGUUCCAUGGCAAAAAUCACAGUGCUCUAUCAUCAACUUGAUUAGAUCCUCCUUUAAUUUGCUGAAAGCAGAGGAUGAAAAACCACCUGAUAUGCUAAGGUUUUGUUAGCCAGUCAUUAGCAUCAUUUACUUUUAACACUACCAUUGACAUUUUCCUUUUAAUGCCCCUGAGGUUCUUAUAUUCCAGUGGACAGUGCACCGAGGAAGACAGAGGAGACCUAAGAAGGAAAACUGAAAGGGGAAGUGGGCUAGUAGAGCUGGCAGGCCUUGGCUACAGGCUCACUCAGGCAGAUCCAUUUCAAGACAAAGUAUAUGUACCACACCCACACAGAGUAAAGACCAAUGCUUUAAUGCAGUGGUCCCCAACCUUUCUGGGACCAGUGGUGGAGCUCAGGUGGAAACAUGAGCGAUGGGGAGAUGCUGUAAAUAAAGCUUCGCUCACUUGCCCAUAGCUCACCUCCUGCUGUCCAGCCCAUCCUAACAGGCCAUGAACUGGGCUGUAGCCCAGAGGCUGAGGACCACAGCUUUAAUGGAUUAUAGCGCAGCUAUGAAAAGUCUAUGAAGAUGAUCGCAAAAGAUAAGGCUUAUUUAGUUCUAUAUUCUUCAGAGCCUUGUUAAAAGCUCUGCUUUUAGCAAAAUAAUAACGGGUGGGUCCAAACAUCAGCCUAAAGCUCACCCACCCCAUACCACCCACAGUGUAAGAAAACAAGAUUUUACAUUAACCAAGAGAAUUUAGCAUAUCAUGGUUCUGUAACAGAGUGUAGAGGACCAGUACAGAAUCUAACUUCUUCCUUAAAAGGCUACCAUUGUGUGUGUAUGUGUGUUAGCCCAUGAUUGUAAUGGCACAUAUGCUUAUGGAAGGAUAUUUAAUCCUCAUUAAGAAUCAUUCAUUUUUCAAUAUAAAUAUGCCUUGUUUCAAAUUUUA